CCGCGACUGGCCUACAGCCUCAGUGGGCUCUGGCUGCACAGCCAAUGCCUUUCGCAGUCCAACACCAACUGUUGAACUAUUUGUUUCCUCCCUUGAAUCUGCCUUCCCGUAUACAUUCCUUGCUUCUUCCAGCGUCGCUCUUUGUACCUUAUUGCUCCCGUUUAUCACUCUCAUCUGUUUCCGGCCUCGAAUUGUCGCCCUCACACGGACUGGAGAAUCGCCUUCCCAGGGGCCGUUUUGACAAACAUGGUAGAGAACAAUGCGCCACGAGGUGCGCAGUGGGCUGGACUACCCAUGAAGCAGCUCACUCUACUGGCCCUGACCUUCCAGAACUCAGCACUCAUUCUUAUUAUGCACUAUUCACGAAUAAUGCCUUUGGUAGACUCUAAUCGAUAUUUUACCUCCACCGCCGUCUUUAUAAACGAAGUCCUUAAAUUGGGAAUAUCAGUGACCAUGGCACUGUACGAGAUGUCGAACACUAUGCCCCCCUCGACACCUGCUACUACGCUUUUCGGCAAUGUCUCUAGGAAUAUAUUCACAGGAGAUAGCUGGAAGCUCGGAAUUCCUGCUGUACUCUAUACGUUUCAGAACACACUACAAUAUGUUGCUGUCAGCAACCUGGAUGCUGCCACCUUCCAGGUCACAUACCAAUUGAAGAUUCUUACUACUGCGCUGUUCAGCGUGGUUCUGCUCGGCAGGACUCUCUCUGGACGCAAGUGGGGUUCACUCGUCUUGCUCAUGAUCGGCGUUGGUGUUGUACAGCUACCGACGAAGGCGGAAGUUACUACAUUUACGACCUUCAAAGAGUCGCAAGCGAAGUUUCACAUCCCGCGGACCGUCGGAGAUUUGCGAGACGUUGGGCGAGCUAUUGCAGUUGAAGUUGCCGAAAGGGCUACCUUGCUAGGGGCUGGAAUAUUGCAACGGUCAGCGACGUAUGAAGGUAUUGAGGAGGACCGCCGGCUGCAGAAUCCGACUUUGAAUGCUCAACUGGGCUUGUUCGCAGUAGUCAUUGCUUGUAUGUUGUCUGGACUUGCAGGAGUGUACUUUGAGAAAGUCCUCAAAGAUGGCCAGAAAACGACUACGAUGUGGACGCGAAACGUCCAGCUCUCCUUCUAUUCUCUUUUCCCUUCCUUUUUCAUCGGUGUUCUGUUCAAGGAUGGAGAAGAGAUCUCAAAACUCGGUUUCUUUGCUGGUUACAAUUGGGUUGUCUGGACAGCGAUAACGUUCCAAGCUGCUGGAGGUGUCAUAGUUGCCUUGGUCGUCAACUAUGCUGACAAUAUCGCCAAGAACUUUGCUACGAGCAUCAGCAUACUUUUGAGUUUCAUAGCGAGUGUCUGGUUCUUUGAUCUUACGAUCACGCUCAAUUUUGUGCUUGGUACCGCAAUUGUACUAUUUGCAACAUAUAUGUACAGCAGUGAGGAUAUGUCUAGAGCAUCGCAAAAACUAAGCAUUGCACCGUACGAGAAGACCACAAUUGAAGGUGAUCCGAACUUUUUCGAGCAAGAAAGAUCUCUUCUAUCGCCUUCGAGGUCAGAGGACGAAGAGCUCCUGGCGCAGCCUUAUGUAGAUCGGCGAGUGCAAGCAGAGCGAGGCACAGCUCGACUGUCACUGGCUCCGACCACAACGAGAAGUGCUGCUUCCACGACUCGGCCCAACUUAUCUCAAUAUUCACGACCGGUUGUUUCAAAGCAUAGCUCGUCACCGCCUCGUAUCAUGCCAUCAAGUCCAUCUCUAGACGUUGGAAAGAGACGCGAUCGCGAUCGUCGCGCCUUACAAUCACAGUUUUCUCAAUGCUCAGCCAUAACUGGGUCAGGAACACAACCAUCGGGAUCUUUAGUCAGGAAGACAACGCAAUCCCAAGCACUACUCAAAAACCAACUUCCGAUUGUACAUGGCGUCCGCCUUGUGCCACGCUCCAUACUACCGGAUCGCUUCCGUACUGUAUUUCCGUUCCCUCUGUUCAACGCGGUCCAGUCAAAGUCCAUUGACAAGGUAUAUCAUUCCGAUGACAACUUUGUCCUUUCGUCGCCCACUGGAAGCGGAAAGACUGCCAUUCUCGAGCUCGCCAUAUGCCGUGCAAUUGGUCAAUACCCAGGUGGGCAGUUCAAGAUUGUCUAUCAAGCACCAUUCAAGGCGUUAUGUUCCGAGAGGUACAAUGAUUGGCAAAGGAAGUUUGGUCCACUCGAUUUACCGUGCGCUGAGCUCACAGGGGACACCGAAGCUAACGAGUUGAAGAAUGUUCAAAAUGCAACCAUUAUCAUAACGACUCCUGAGAAAUGGGACAGUCUGACGCGGAAAUGGAAGGACCAUGAAAGACUCAUGCGUAUGGUCAAGCUCUUUCUCAUUGACGAAGUACAUAUUCUCAAAGAUGAACGUGGUCCGACACUGGAGGCUAUUGUAUCACGUAUGAAGUCGAUGGGUACUGACAUGCGGUUUGUAGCUCUCUCAGCCACGGUGCCGAACCUCGAAGACGUAGCAAUGUGGCUGGGUAGGAAUAGCCGCGAGCAAAAUGAACCAGCGCCCAUGGAGAGGUUCGGCGAGGAGCUACGACCUGUCAUGCUGGAAAAGCAUGUAUGUGGUUAUAAUUCGAGCAGCAAUGAUUUUGCUCUCGAUAAAACGCUGACAUCGAAGCUUUCUGAAGUGAUACCGAAGUAUUCUCAUCGUAAGCCGAUCAUGGUAUUCUGCAUGACACAAAAGUCAGCUGUUAGUACUGCCAAAACCCUGGCCAAUUGGUGGUCGGAGCGCCCAAGAAACAAUCGAUUUUGGGAUGCUCCAAAUCAUCCUAUUCCUCUCGCUGACGGCGAAUUGCGAGCUUUCGCCGCAUCUGGAGUCGCGUUUCACCACGGAUCAGUUGACAGUGGGGACCGACACCUCGUGGAGAAGGCGUACCUUGCCGGCGAUAUCAGCGUAAUUUGUUGUACCUCAACCCUCGCAGCGGGAAUUAAUUUACCAUGCCAUAUGGUGAUCAUCAAGAACACUGUGGCUUGGUCUGGUACAGGUCCAAGGGAGUACUCCGACCUGGAGAUUAUGCAGAUGCUUGGACGAGCAGGGAGACCUCAAUUCGACAAUACCGCAGUGGGGGUGAUCAUGACAUCCUCUAGCAAAGUUGCCCACUACGAAAAUCUAGUCUCUGGACAAGAACCUGUAGAAAGCCAACUUCAUCUGAAUCUUAUCGAGCAUCUGAAUGCCGAAGUCACACUAGGCACGACCUCUGACUUGCAGUCGGCUAAGAGAUGGUUAGGUGGAACCUUCCUGUCUGUUCGCAUGUUGAAGAAUCCUACCCAUUACGAGAUUGAUAAUAUCACGGACGCGGGUAGCCUUGACGAACGACUCAGUAAGAUUUGUUCUCGCAAUAUGGCCUCCCUGAAGGAUCACGAACUCGUAUGCGGCAGCCAAAACUUCAGACCAACCGAGUACGGCAAUGCUAUGGCACGGUAUUAUGUUCGAUUUGAUACAAUGCUGUUAUUUCUGGGCUUGCCUCGACAGGCUAAAGUAUCAGAGAUCCUAUCAGCCCUUGCACAAGCUGCAGAGUAUAGAGAUAUACGCUUCCGCAUCCCGGAAAAGUCAGUCUACAAAGAGGUCAACGGAUCUAAUCUGAUCAAGUUCAGCAUCAAGGUAGACCUGGCAUUGCCAGCUCACAAGACAUCCCUCCUUAUGCAGAUGGCACUUGGUGGUGUCGACUUCCCAAGAGAUGAGAAGGCAAUAAAAUGCAGCGUACAAUUCGGUUUGGACCAAGGAAUAGUCUUCAAACAUAUCAACCGCCUUGUACGGUGCGUCAUCGACUGCCAGCUCUUCCGUGAAGACGCGCUUGCGGCUCGAAACGCACUCAUGCUUGAGAGGAGUUUUAGUGCCCGAGCCUGGGACGAUAGCCCUUUGCAACUGACUCAGCUAGAACACAUUGGUCCUGUUGCGGGAAGAAAGUUGAUGGGCGCCAAUAUUUGCUCAAUCGAGGAUCUCGAGAACACCGAGCCGCAUCGACUUGAGACCAUACUGAAGCGGUAUCCUCCGUUUGGAAGACAGGUGCUUGAUUCGCUGAAGUCAUUUCCGAAGCUACGCGUUGGCAUGCAAAUGACCGGACACUCGGUUUCGAAGUCAGGGGAGGGCGUGAAGGUUCAUGUGAAAGCAGAAAUAGGCUUCAUGAAUGAGAAACCUCCUUUGAUAUUCAGGAAAAGGCCAGUUUUCAUAUGCGUACUCGCAGAGACUUCAGAUGGCAGGGUUGCGCACUUUGCUCGCACUAGUUCAAAGAAAUUGAACACCGGGCUAGAUCUUUUCUUCUCAGCUACAUUAACAGCAGUAAACCAACAUAUCAUUUGUUACGUCAUGUGUGAAUCAAUCGCUGGAACACUUCGACGUGCGUCUCUGACACACCAGCUGUCUCCCUAUCUCUUUCCGAAAGCUAUUCAAGUAGUAGAGCCUUCUUCACCGGAGGAGUGUAAGCCCAUGUCCAACAUUUCACGUCGACGAGCCGAUGUCUACUCUCGCCACCGCAGUCUUGGAGAAGCUAGUGAAGACUACGGAGACGAUGAUCUAGACGACGAAGAUUUCGCCUACCUUGCUCCGAAGGAUCUAAACUUCGAGCAUAUUGAUGACUUUAAGAAGCCUAAGGGCAAGAUAACCCAUCAGAACCAAGCGAAUGAUGAAUCACAAGCGCUAUUGCCUGAGAGGGAUCACAUCUCAGAGCCUGAAAGAAUGGAGAACGGAAACUAUUUCUGCAAUCAUGUUUGCAAAAACAAACUGUCAUGUAAGCAUCUAUGCUGCAGAGAAGGUCUAGAGAAGCCACCAAAGAAAUCCGCAAAGAAGCGUGCCACAAACCAUGAGCCGUCCGAGACCCAGCGAUAUUCGAAGACAGCCAAGAAACAAAUCAAACUCGACCUUAGUGCCACAAAGCUGAAGUCUGAAUGGCCUAGAUUCAAGGAGCCGUGCAUCGAGAUCGACUUAACCCAAACUAUGCCUGGUCAUACUUACACGAAGCAUAGCUCGUAUGAGUCCCAAAGCCUGCAUCGUUCUCAUAGUACUGUCCAGCGUGGGUCAGGCAAACAGACCUCAAACGUGCCCGACACCAUACCAAGUAAGCCGCGGGCGUCGGAUGCUACGAGCAAAAAUCUUAGACUUUCUUUCCUUCCUGCACCUCUCCAUAACGAUGUAAGUAGCGACUACGGCGACGUCCUGAGCGAUAUAAAUACCACGUCAACGCCUCCGCAUUGCAAAUCAAAAUUCUCAUUGCACGAUGACGAAGAGGACGAUAUUGAAAGUCUUGAAGAGGCUAUGAUUGGAGUUACCGAUUCGCAAGACCUGAAAUAUGAUCGUGGAACAUACGAUGACGAGUCGUUUGACUGCACGCAGUUCAAUGUCUACGAGGAUGUACAGAUGAUAAACCAGGCUUCUCAGAAGGUUGGCGCGAUGCGGUCAGUUAAGUACAAUGAAAGCUUACCAGUGGAAGAAAAGGCGGAUUAUAUAUCAGAAUAUGAACCAGCCCAAGUCACGCCAACCAAGUCUGUGUCGUUAUUCGUUGGAGACACGAGCCGUGUGGGACCAGCACAAAAGGCACCAGUAGCGCGGACAACUGGUACAGCGUCUACCUUCUUUAGCUCCAGAGCUGCCGAAGCUGAGGACCUGAUUUCUACAGCUGUAGGUGUCGAAGUCGAACAUAAUGCAGGAGGCGAUGUGGUUAUACCUCCUGGAUACGAGGGCAUAGAUCCCUGUCUGAUCGCUGAAUUCGGUGAUAUCGUUGACUUCACUUAGGAAUGUGAGUAUUGAAAGGGGAGGAGCGCAAGAGACACGUGAGGAAAUCUGCGAUAGCUUAUAAUGAAUAUACAUAUAAAUAUAUGAUGGUAAUGAUAUAUGCUAGCUUGGCUGAAUUGUUCCUAUAACCCGCCGAAAGAGGACGAUGAAAAGAGGUAUAACGACACAAGUACUACAAAUUAAUUCAUGUUGGGAUACUUGCA
This is a messenger RNA of Pseudovirgaria hyperparasitica, 5945 nucleotides long. RefSeq lists its product as uncharacterized. Lineage: Eukaryota; Fungi; Ascomycota; Dothideomycetes; Acrospermales; Acrospermaceae. Gene Ontology annotation, cellular component: Golgi membrane. The record is from RefSeq and is a predicted model, not a curated record. Gene Ontology annotation, biological process: pyrimidine nucleotide-sugar transmembrane transport. The transcript has 13 exons. Gene Ontology annotation, molecular function: ATP binding; nucleic acid binding; pyrimidine nucleotide-sugar transmembrane transporter activity. Bases 247 to 5742 code for a protein of 1831 amino acids.